This is a messenger RNA of Myxozyma melibiosi, 1143 nucleotides long. RefSeq names its product kinase-like domain-containing protein. Bases 211 to 1137 code for a protein of 308 amino acids. Gene Ontology annotation, cellular component: cyclin-dependent protein kinase holoenzyme complex; nucleus; cytoplasm. NCBI's taxonomy places the organism in Eukaryota, Fungi, Ascomycota, Lipomycetes, Lipomycetales, Lipomycetaceae. The record is from RefSeq and is a predicted model, not a curated record. Gene Ontology annotation, biological process: protein phosphorylation; signal transduction; G1/S transition of mitotic cell cycle. Gene Ontology annotation, molecular function: ATP binding; cyclin binding; cyclin-dependent protein serine/threonine kinase activity. The transcript has 2 exons.
AAGGUAAAUACAGAUACGAUUUCAUUUUAUUGUGUUUAAACCUAAAUCGCGCCUCGCUCCUCCCCUAUCUCAUCGCGAUCUCCUAUCCGGGAUAUUUGGAUCCAGGACAUAUGAUGUUUGGCGGAUACCAUCAGAUUAAGGAAUAUGAGGACUAAAAUACUGUUAAUACUGUGAUGCUCUUUGCACAAAAUACCCAGACUACAACCCUCGAUGAACGCCUACACCAACAUCACCUUCCUCACCACCGGCGCCUCGUCCAAAAUCUCCACCGCCGCAAACUCCACCGGAGAAACGGUAAUUCUCAAAAUUUCCUCUUUGGCAGCCCAGCGUGUGCCGCAUUCUCCUCUGCGUGAGCGUGCGCUGUUGCGCGCGUUGGGCGGGCGGAGGAAUAUCGUUGCCUUACUCUCCGCGUUUACGAAUGAGGAUGAUGAAGUCGUGCUGGUACUUCCUUUUCUACCGGUGUCGUUGUCUGAAUUUGCAUGUAGGAAUGCAGAGGUAGCUCUCAAAAGAAGUAUCACGCGCGACAUCACGGCCGCGAUUGCGUAUCUGCAUGAGCGCGGGGUUAUCCACCGUGACAUCAAACCGCAAAACAUACUCCUCAAAUCCGCGUCCGGGCCCGCGUACCUCACCGAUUUCGGCACCGCGUGGGUGGCGCCUUCUUCUGAUCUUUGUACAGCUGCUGAAUACGGACGCGCAUCUGUAAAAGGUGAAGCUCCGCGUGAGAAAGUGACGGAUGUGGGUACGGGCGUAUAUCGUGCUCCGGAGUUACUUUUCGGGUAUACCGCGUAUGGCGCGGAAGUCGAUCUGUGGAGCUGGGGAUGUGUGCUUGCAGAGGUGUAUGGAGAAGGUAGGCGGAUCUUUGAAGUGGACGAUGAGCUGAGUGAAUUUGCGCUCGUGCGGGCGAUAUUCGAGACCCUGGGCACGCCGGAUUUGGAGUCAUGGCCUGAAGCUAGGAAGUUCCCCGCGUUUUCAAAGUUCAGGUUUGUUGGAUACCCUACGAAACCACUGGCGCAGGUGCUGAGGACUGCGCCUGAGGAGGCGGUGGAGGUGGUUGCGAGUUUACUGAGGUAUGAAAGUAGUCGGCGCGAGUCUGCGAAAGGGCUGCUUUCGAUGCGUUUGUUUAGUGGGUUUGUUUGAUAGAGA